AGAGUGUUUAGCUCGAUAUGUCUGGCCGCGGUAAGGGCGGGAAGGGCCUGGGCAAGGGGGGCGCCAAGCGCCACCGCAAGGUGCUGCGCGACAACAUCCAGGGCAUCACCAAGCCCGCCAUCCGGCGGCUGGCCCGGCGCGGCGGCGUCAAGCGCAUCUCCGGCCUCAUCUACGAGGAGACCCGCGGGGUGCUCAAGGUGUUCCUGGAGAACGUGAUCCGCGACGCCGUCACCUACACGGAGCACGCCAAGCGCAAGACGGUCACGGCCAUGGACGUGGUCUACGCACUCAAGCGCCAGGGCCGCACUCUCUAUGGCUUUGGUGGUUAAAUUUUCCCUGGUUUCAUUUACUCCCCAAAGCUCUCUAAAGGCCCUUUUCAGGGCCGCCCACUUUAUCUCCAGAA
Messenger RNA from Lutra lutra (Eurasian river otter), 403 nucleotides. RefSeq names its product histone H4. NCBI's taxonomy places the organism in Eukaryota, Metazoa, Chordata, Mammalia, Carnivora, Mustelidae. The record is from RefSeq and is a predicted model, not a curated record. Gene Ontology annotation, biological process: nucleosome assembly. Gene Ontology annotation, cellular component: nucleosome. Gene Ontology annotation, molecular function: protein heterodimerization activity; DNA binding; structural constituent of chromatin. The transcript has a single exon. Bases 18 to 329 code for a protein of 103 amino acids.